Molecule: messenger RNA, 2797 nt
Organism: Urocitellus parryii (Arctic ground squirrel)
Lineage: Eukaryota; Metazoa; Chordata; Mammalia; Rodentia; Sciuridae
Product: exocyst complex component 5
Biological process (GO): exocytosis; Golgi to plasma membrane transport
Cellular component (GO): exocyst; cytoplasm
Source: RefSeq, a predicted model, not a curated record
GCGGCGCGGGCGGCGCCGGGAGGCAGCUGACAGGCGUCUGCGGCUCCGCUUCAUGGCCGUUCUCUCGCUCAGCCUGGGUUCUGUAAGGACUGGGGAAGCCCGCGGCGGCUCGGAGUUGGAGCUGACCAGCCAAGCAGGGACCUGUGCGCGGCGCCGCUGAGGCGCAGCAUGUGAAGAGGAGACGGCAUCCAGCGCGGGGCGAGCCUCUCAGCCGGCCGGGAUGGCCACGACGGCCGAGCUGUUCGAGGAGCCUUUCGUGGCAGAUGAGUAUAUUGAACGUCUUGUAUGGAGAACCCCAGGCGGAGGUUCUAGAGGUGGACCUGAAGCUUUUGAUCCUAAGAGAUUAUUAGAAGAAUUUGUAAAUCAUAUUCAAGAACUCCAGAUAAUGGAUGAAAGGAUUCAAAGGAAAGUAGAGAAAUUAGAGCAGCAGUGUCAGAAGGAAGCAAAGGAGUUUGCCAAGAAGGUACAAGAACUCCAGAAAAGCAAUCAGGUUGCCUUCCAACAUUUCCAAGAACUAGAUGAGCACAUUAGCUAUGUAGCAACCAAAGUGUGUCACCUUGGAGACCAGUUGGAGGGGGUAAACACGCCUAGACAACGGGCAGUGGAAGCUCAGAAAUUGAUGAAAUAUUUUAAUGAGUUUCUAGAUGGAGAAUUGAAAUCUGAUGUUUUUACAAAUUCUGAAAAGAUAAAGGAGGCAGCAGACAUCAUUCAGAAGUUGCACCUAAUCGCCCAGGAGUUACCUUUUGAUAGGCAAGGCUAUUCCCACUGUGUUGAUGUUUAUAUAAAGCAGUGCCAGGAGGGUGCCUACUUGAGAAAUGAUAUAUUUGAAGAUGCAGCGAUACUUUGUCAACGAGUAAACAAGCAAGUUGGAGAUAUUUUUAGUAAUCCAGAAACAGUACUGGCUAAACUUAUUCAAAAUGUAUUUGAAAUCAAACUACAGAGUUUUGUGAAAGAUCAGUUAGAAGAAUGUAGAAAAUCAGAUGCAGAGCAAUAUCUCAAAAGUCUCUAUGAUCUGUAUACAAGAACCACCAAUCUUUCCAGCAAGUUGAUGGAGUUUAACUUAGGUACUGAUAAACAGACUUUCUUGUCUAAGCUUAUCAAAUCCAUUUUCAUUUCCUAUUUGGAGAAUUAUAUUGAGGUGGAGACUGGAUAUUUGAAAAGCAGAAGUGCUAUGAUCCUACAGCGCUAUUAUGAUUCAAAAAACCAUCAAAAGAGAUCCAUUGGUACAGGAGGUAUUCAAGAUUUGAAAGAAAGAAUUAGACAACGUACCAACUUACCACUGGGGCCAAGUAUUGAUACUCAUGGGGAAACUUUCCUAUCCCAAGAAGUGGUGGUUAAUCUUUUACAAGAAACCAAACAAGCCUUUGAAAGAUGUCAUAGGCUCUCUGACCCUUCUGAUUUACCGAGGAAUGCCUUUAGAAUUUUUACCAUUCUGGUGGAAUUUUUAUGUAUCGAGCAUAUUGAUUAUGCUUUGGAAACAGGACUUGCUGGAAUUCCAUCCUCAGAUUCUAGGAAUGCAAAUCUCUAUUUUUUGGAUGUUGUGCAACAGGCCAAUACUAUUUUCCAUCUUUUUGACAAGCAGUUUAAUGAUCACCUUAUGCCACUAAUAAGCUCUUCUCCUAAGUUAUCUGAAUGCCUUCAGAAGAAAAAAGAAAUAAUUGAGCAAAUGGAGAUGAAAUUGGAUACUGGCAUUGAUAGGACAUUAAAUUGUAUGAUUGGACAAAUGAAGCAUAUCUUGGCUGCAGAACAAAAGAAAACAGAUUUUAAACCAGAAGAUGAAAACAAUGUUUUGAUACAGUAUACUAAUGCCUGUGUAAAAGUCUGUACGUAUGUAAGAAAACAAGUGGAGAAGAUUAAAAAUUCCAUGGAUGGGAAAAAUGUGGAUACAGUUUUAAUGGAACUCGGUGUACGUUUUCAUCGACUUAUUUAUGAGCAUCUUCAACAAUAUUCCUACAGUUGUAUGGGUGGCAUGUUAGCAAUUUGUGAUGUAGCUGAAUAUAGAAAGUGUGCCAAAGACUUCAAGAUUCCAAUGGUAUUACAUCUUUUUGAUACUCUGCAUGCACUUUGCAAUCUUCUGGUAGUUGCCCCAGAUAAUUUAAAGCAAGUCUGCUCAGGAGAACAACUUGCUAAUCUGGACAAGAACAUACUUCACUCCUUCGUACAACUUCGUGCUGACUAUAGAUCUGCCCGCCUUGCUCGACACUUCAGCUGAGGUUAAAUUCACAAACAAAGUGUGUUGUACUUCAUCAGGCCUCGGUUGAUAGAAAGCACAGGAGAUUCCUUAUGACACAGCCAACAUUUUAUGGAAAAAAUGACUGGAAGAAAACAGCAGCCAUACUGACCUUUGAAGUUUUAUUUGAAAUUUGGACACCCCUAGCUGUAUUUUGCUUUUUUUCUUGUUAAGUUGAAUUUUAAUUCCAUUCUUUAUUUUAUAACUUUCAAAUUCUGUAAAACUAUGUCACUAUUUUCAUCCUAGAAAAUGUUGGUGUCAGAAGGCAAACAAAAUUUACCAGUGUUCCUGUUCGGGUUCUUUAACAUAUUCCAUCUUGAAAAUUUACCAUCCCAUUUUUCAUUAAGAAUGGGUGAAAUACAACAAAAUCACAUUUAUUUAUUCACCAAUUUUUAUUGGCCUUUUCAGCACUGGCAAUUGUUAAUCAAAUUAUUUUAGGUUUUCCUAAAGAAUCUUUUGCCUUUUUUGAAAGUUUAAUAAUUAAGCAUAAUUUCUGUAGUUGGUUGAUUGGAGUGUUUUCUAAGAUACAGCAUCAGUACUAUUCCAAGAAAAAUGUUAUAAACUAAA